This is a messenger RNA of Alnus glutinosa, 962 nucleotides long. RefSeq names its product chlorophyll a-b binding protein of LHCII type 1-like. The record is from RefSeq and is a predicted model, not a curated record. NCBI's taxonomy places the organism in Eukaryota, Viridiplantae, Streptophyta, Magnoliopsida, Fagales, Betulaceae. Bases 67 to 861 code for a protein of 264 amino acids. The transcript has a single exon. Gene Ontology annotation, biological process: response to light stimulus; photosynthesis, light harvesting in photosystem I. Gene Ontology annotation, cellular component: chloroplast thylakoid membrane; chloroplast envelope; plastoglobule.
GUACAACCCUCCACUUCCACCACCACCACAGAAAGAAGUCCACCAACCGAACUCCCUCAUUCAACAAUGGCAGCCUCCACCAUGGCUCUCUCCUCCCCAUCCCUCGCCGGAAAGGCGGUGAAACUCUCCCCCUCCACUCCGGAGCUCGGUGUUGGACGUGUCACCAUGAGGAAAACAGCCCCCAAGAAGGCUCCCUCCGGCAGCCCAUGGUACGGCCCCGACCGUGUCAAGUACUUGGGCCCAUUCUCUGGUGAGGCUCCAUCCUACCUUACUGGAGAAUUCCCUGGUGACUACGGCUGGGACACUGCUGGGCUUUCAGCUGACCCGGAGACCUUUGCCAAGAACCGUGAGCUUGAGGUCAUUCACUCCAGAUGGGCCAUGCUUGGAGCCCUCGGGUGCGUCUUCCCCGAGCUCUUGGCUCGCAACGGGGUCAAGUUCGGCGAGGCCGUGUGGUUCAAGGCCGGAGCCCAGAUCUUCAGCGAAGGUGGGCUUGACUACUUGGGCAACCCGAGCUUGAUCCAUGCACAAAGCAUUCUGGCCAUCUGGGCUACACAGGUUAUCCUUAUGGGUGCUGUUGAGGGUUACCGUAUUGCUGGUGGGCCGCUCGGUGAGGUGGAAGACCCGAUUUACCCAGGUGGAAGCUUUGACCCAUUGGGCCUUGCUGAUGACCCCGAGGCUUUCGCUGAGCUUAAGGUGAAGGAGCUCAAGAAUGGAAGAUUGGCUAUGUUCUCUAUGUUUGGGUUCUUUGUUCAGGCCAUUGUGACCGGAAAGGGACCGUUGGAGAACCUGGCCGACCACCUUGCCGACCCAGUGAACAACAAUGCUUGGGCUUAUGCCACCAACUUUGUCCCCGGAAAGUGAGCUCGCGAUCGGAAACAAUUAUGUGAAUUUUCCUCUUCGGAUUUGAUGUAUAUUAUUUGCGUGCGUAAUGGAAAGUGUGAUAUGGAUUUUGUGUUGUGAUA